Macrosteles quadrilineatus (aster leafhopper) is the source of this 2114-nucleotide messenger RNA. Its product is annotated as rho-associated protein kinase 1-like. Lineage: Eukaryota; Metazoa; Arthropoda; Insecta; Hemiptera; Cicadellidae. Bases 5 to 2014 code for a protein of 669 amino acids. The record is from RefSeq and is a predicted model, not a curated record. The transcript has a single exon.
UUCGAUGAAGGACAGGCUUGGAAGGCUGGAAGCAGAACUGGACGAUCUCCUACGCUUACAGGAGAACACCAAAAGACAACGUGCAGACUAUGGAGAGUUGACCUGCGUGCACAACAGCAAGCUACAAAAUUGCGCAACGAUCAGGUUGACAAGUCGCAGCAGAACAAUGUUCAGCAGCAGCCAUCGUUACUGCUGCAUCCCCGAGAAUACGUCAGCACCACUCAGCGACAUCUCUAGGUACUUGCAGCACAUAAACAUCAACCUCAGCAAGGGAACGCAGGCGAUAACCAAACUGGCAACAUCGCACCAAGAAAACAACAAUCAAAACAACAACUACCAACACUCCAAUCACGUUUCGAAAUGCCCUGUGGAGAAAACUCCCAACGAAGAUGAUCUGUUCAAGGAGCUGAGGGAAGAAAAAGAUAAACGUGCAAGAGCGGAAAACCAAGUGAAGAGUUUGAAAAACGAAUUGAAAAAUACCAAAUGUGAAUUACAAGAGAAGACGGAACAUACUAUUCGAAUGUUGCAAGACGAACUAAGAGACACUUUGGAAAAACUGAAACAGGCUGAACGUGAAUUACAAAGACGUGUAAAUGAGUUUAGAUCUGCUGAGUAUUUGUGGCCGUUGAAAUACGAAACACUAACUAAGGAGCUGCGAGUCGAGAAACUGAAAAAUAAAGAAGCACAAGAAAACAUACGCCAGUUGCAAACGACAGUUCAAAACAUGUUAAUGGACAGAGAUGAAUAUUUGACUCUGCAAAGAACUGCAGGCUGGAUCAAGGAUCAAAAUGAAAACCUGCUUUGUUUGGUAAAAAAGUUUAAGGAAGAGAUUAAAAUGAAAAAUAUAGAAAUCUCCAACAAGAAUCGAUGUCUUGAAGAUUAUAGCAGGAGGAUAAAGCAACUUACUGUAUUGUGUGGGAAAUUAAGGGAUUUAUUGAUUGUAACGAGAGACAAACUAUCAACUGCUGAGAACAAACUUAAGUCAACAAUGGAACACUGUCAAAGGCUCUCAGAAAGGAUGUUACAGGGUCACCAGCAUUCGGAAGAUCUUCAGAGACGUUUGGAGGAAAGCAAGCAUGAACAGACACAACUGUCUCAGCUUUUACAAAACUCAGAAACUAAGAAUAACGCACUUCACUCAAGACUGGAAGAUAUAUCGGAGAUGAUGAAGAAACAAAACGAGCUCAUUGCCCGACAAUCAGACACCAUUGAUACCAAGGAGGAACAGCUGAAAUUGACUCAUGAAACCAUUAAACUACAAUCACAACGGCUAACCGAUUGCGAGAAUAAGAUUUCACAUUUCCAAAACCAAGACAACACUAAACAAACCUGUUUUCUUCGCGCAGAACUUACUAGAGUUCAUUCGGAGCUAGAAAGUGAGAAAGAAACCUCACUAAUAAAGGAGAAAAUAAUUGAAAGUCAUCAAAAAACCAUAUCAGAGAAAAAGAACGAUCUACUUAAAAAGGAGUCAGAUAUAAAUGAACUUAAAAGGAAACUCUCUGAAACAGAAAAACUACUCGCAAUUGAGAAAACAAACAAGGAAGAGUUUCUCUCUAAAAUCAAACAGCUUCAGGUGAGAAAAGAAGAAUUGAAGUGUAGAGUAGAUCACUUAGAAGAAGAGUGUCUACAGUCUUCAGAACAGACAGCCAAACUAGACGAAAUUGAAAAACAAAUCCAACUCAAACAAAGUGAAUGGGAAAAGUUAAAGACAGGUUUGAUGAAAGAGAAGAACGAAGCACUUGAAGCACUGGCGUGUUCUUCGCGGAAGCUGGCGGAUGCUACAGACAACUACCAAAUGGAACUAGAAAGUAGACAGCGAUUGAUAGACAACCUAAACGUCCAGCUCCAAGAAAAGGACAAACAAAUUCAUGAGGCAAAAUGUGAGAUUGUAGCUUUCACUAAACAAAUACAGGAAGCAGAAGAGCGAUGCGAAAACAUGAAGAAGCGAUUUGAGACGGGGUUACAAUCAGCAUGUGAAAUGUGGCAGAAAACAAUGAAGCAACUGACCAUUUAGGAAUGCCAAACCUUAGGUUAGGUUUGAAAACAAUGAUUGUCCUUUUAACUUUCUCAUUUUAAUAUAUUAUUAUCUCUAUUAACAAUGUUAUAUUGGCUCG